Messenger RNA from Acanthoscelides obtectus, 1991 nucleotides. NCBI's taxonomy places the organism in Eukaryota, Metazoa, Arthropoda, Insecta, Coleoptera, Chrysomelidae. The record is from the annotation of a GenBank genome assembly.
CUUAUAGGUUAAAUAAGCGCGUCUUCUAACCUAAAUCUCAUGUCAAAGUCAAGAACUGUCAAAGGAAGAUAUUGGUGUAUCUUAUGAUUAUUUGCCUGAAAUUUUGAUUUGAAUGUAAAAACGAAUAUGUAGCACACAGUGAAAUGUGUGGAAUAAUUUGUGUGUUUUCAAAUAAUAAUUCAAAAGCUAGACAAGAGGACCUCACUAAAAUUCUGCAGAUAUUUGAAAAUACAAUCAAAAGACGUGGUCCAAACUCUUACAACGUUAAAAGCAUCGUCACUAGCAACCGUUGUGCAGUUUUUGCUGCCAGUGUAUUGUGGCUGCAAGGUCAAACAUUAACUGACCAACCUGUUGAAGAUUACACAUCCCUAUUUGUUUAUAAUGGGGAUAUAUUCAGUGGAAUUCCUGAAGAUAUCAGACUACAGCAGGGAGACACUGUGCCUUUGUUGAACUUACUGAAAUCAUCUGCGAAUAUUUCUGGUACACUGAGUAAAAUAGCAGGUCCUUAUGCAUUCAUAUAUCUAGACAAAUCUAAAGAGAUUUUAUAUUUUGGAAGAGAUGUAUAUGGGCGUAGAAGCCUACUCAUUGGAAAAAAUGACAGUGUAUUUAUUUUGUGUAGUGUUGCAAAAAGAAAAGAAGGCUUUGACUUUGUUGAGGUACCAUCCAUUGGUACAUUUUGUUGGAACCUGAGAACUGGCAAGAUGAUUGUCAAUCCAUGGCAAGAUUGUAAUAAGAACUUUGACAUAAAGUUAGAGGAGUUGAGCAGGUUUUUAAAAUGUGAUAUAUCUAUCCAGCAAAUAUUACCACUUGUGAAAAGUAUAAAUUCAAUAGAUUGUAAGAUAGAUGAAUAUGAUAUGACAAUUCUACAGACGUUAGGAGAUGUGGACACUGACCAAGCCUUUUGUAAAUUACUCGGCAUACAAAAAUGGCAAAACAAUAUGAAUAAACUAGAGGAAUUAUUAAAGAAAUCUAUAAAAGUGAGAGUGUCAAACAUACCAAAUUCCUGCAGCAGUUGUUUAUAUAAUAAUUCAGGAUGUAUACAUGCCAGGAUAGGUGUUUUAUACUCUGGUGGAGUGGAUUGUUCCAUUUUAGCUGCUCUUCUAGAUAGAUGCACUGAUAGAGAGAGUCCUAUUGAUUUAAUAAAUGUUGCCUUUGAUAAAUCCAGUGAUUACAAUGUACCAGAUAGAAUAACAGGUUUAGAGGGCUUAAAUGAACUAAGGCUUGUUUGUCCUGAUAGAGAAUGGAAUUUUUUAUCAAUCAAUGUGCCACAAGAGGAACUGAAUUCCAAGAGAUCAGCAUCUAUAGCAGAUUUGAUAUACCCUUUAACCAGUAUAUUGGAUGAUAGUCUAGGAUGUGCCUUAUGGUUUGCUGCUAGAGGCAAGCAAGAUGAUGUUACUUCCUCAUGUAGAGUCCUUUUGGUUGGCAUGGGAGCUGACGAACUUUUUGGCGGUUAUACAAGGCAUAGAGCCGCAUUUGCAAGAGGAUCCUGGUCGGGUUUAAAUAAUGUCCUAAAUGAAGAUUGGCAAAAUUUGUCUCAUAGAAACCUGGGAAGAGAUGACAGGGUUGUCUCGGACCAUGGUAGACAAUUAAGAACUCCAUAUUUAGAUGAAGAAGUUGUCAAUUUUGUCAGAGGUUUAAAACCAUGGGAAAAAACGUUUCCUUCUAAAACUGUACCUCAGGGAUUUGGAGAAAAAUUGCUAUUGAGGUGUCUAGCAUACAAAUUGGGGCUUAAGAAAGUGGCACGUUUCAAGAAAAGAGCUCUACAGUUUGGUUCACGGAUAGCCAAUAAGAACGAAAAAGCACAUGAAAUGUCUAAAAGACUUGUGACGAAAAUAUAAAUCUGUUUGUAUUACUUUGUAUGAUCCAUUCGAAACCGUACAGCCCCUUACUUAAAAAAAAUUGAGUGAGAAACAAUUCACGUCUUUCGCAAUGAACGACCAUAGUGGACUUGAGAAUCUAAGAAUGCCAAGAUUUCAAAUAAUGUCGCUCAG